CUCUUGUUUCUUAUGUUAAAAACCAUAGAAAUGGAUCAUAUCAAAAUUUUUUAUAUUUAAACCAAUGUCUAAUAAUUGAUUCACCUCCAUUCACUGACAAUUGGGGUGGUCUUGAAAGCACUUGUUCAAGUCAGUUUUUAAGAGUAAUAGAGGAACAUGAUCCAAAUAAUUAUAAAGAUUUAAAAAAGGAACUUAAUUCUACAUCUCAAAUGACUUGGGUGGAAUCGUAUUGGAACAAGAUUGUAUAUGAAAAACAAAAGAUUUUGGUUAAACAAAUCCAUCUUACUGGUAGUCUUAAACUGCUUGGGGCUUCUGGAAAAAGAAAUGUACAGGAAUUAUUAACUGAAGGGAUUGAUUUAUCAAAGAAUACAGUUAUUUUAGAUGAAAUAGAUAAUAAAAAAAUUGGAAAUAAUGAUGUUGAAAAAGUACAAUCAUAUGCCUAUUUAAGAUUUAUGGUUGUCAUUGCAAGAAUUAAUUCA
Messenger RNA from Entrophospora candida, 479 nucleotides. Lineage: Eukaryota; Fungi; Glomeromycota; Glomeromycetes; Entrophosporales; Entrophosporaceae. The record is from the annotation of a GenBank genome assembly.